This is a messenger RNA of Coffea eugenioides, 327 nucleotides long. RefSeq lists its product as uncharacterized. Lineage: Eukaryota; Viridiplantae; Streptophyta; Magnoliopsida; Gentianales; Rubiaceae. The record is from RefSeq and is a predicted model, not a curated record. The transcript has a single exon. The coding region runs from base 1 to 327 and encodes 108 amino acids.
AUGAAGAAGAAGUAUCAAGGGAAUGUGAAGGCAAAGUGGGUGCAGCUUCAAGGAUUUCACAUUGAAUUUGAGACUUUACACAUAAAGUCAGGUGAGUCAGUUACAAAUUUCUUUGCAAGAACAAUGACAAUCGCCGACAAGAUGAGGAUCUAUGGAGAGAAAUUGGAGGAUGUCACCAUUCUCGAGAAGGUUCUUCGAUCGGUGACACCAAAAUUUAAUUUUGUUGUUUGCUCUAUAGAAGAAUCGAAAGAUAAUGAUACACUUUCAAUUGAUGAGUUGCAGAGAUCUUUGCUGGUUCAUGAGCAAAAAAUUAACCAACAAGAGUAA